UUUUGCGCCUGCGCUCGUCCAAUCGAUUUUUCCGUACAUACAUACAUCCCUCAUUCAAUCGAGGGCAGGCAGUCGACUAGGACUGGCUAGAAUCUUCAGAGCUGCAGGCAUCCAUCUCCAGAAUGCGACAGAUAUUCGUUGUGACCCUGCUGUGUCUGGCCCUUGGCAGCUGCACUGCAUCCAUCAGCGGACCCUUUAUCUUCUGGGGCAACUCCAAGGUGGCAUCGGUACAACCGCAACUCCUGUUGGACGCCAGCAGCCAGGAGUUACCUCUGACGCAACUUUUCAAGGAGGUCACUGCCAUUGUGGUAUUUGUACGGAACGCCACGGGACGAUUGGAGGGCACCAAGUAUCCACAGUUCCAGAAUCUGGUGAAGAGCGGACCCUGGUCAUAUCUGCCCCAGAGAAGUCUGGCAGUGGAACCCUUUGGACACAAUGUCAAUAUUGAGGUGGUGAACCUUUCCGGCCGUGCAGAAGAAGACGACGCAGAAAUCCUGACAGCUUACAACGAAGCUCUGGCUACCUUCGGGCAAGGAGAGGUGCUGGGCAUCUUGGCCAGUCGCGAGGAGGAGGCCCAUUUCCUGGCAAAGAGGGAUGCAGCCGCCGGCGAGGAGGAGGCGAACCGAAAGAAGGAGCCGGAGGGACCUGAGGAGACCGAAGACAACUUCAUCUAUGUGGCAGAGGGAAACAAGGCAGUUCUGAGUUUGAACGGACCCCUGGAACUACGGUUAAGCAACGAAACCCUGAGCCUGAAGGAGCACACCAAGCAAAUAACCUUCGACGAUCAACACGCCAAGGGUUAUGGACGAUUGAGCAUAACCUUCAUGUACUCCGGAGAGAAAUGCACUCUGAGGUUUAAGUUCUCUCUGAUUCGUGGGUCUUGGACUUUACGCAACGUGGAAGUGGAAUACAGGGACCAAAAGAGUGUUCUUUUGGCUCGCGGAGAUGAGUACUCUUUGCCAAAUGCCCCAGUGGGCUUCUCGUACCGCUGCUCCGCUGAGAAUGUUACCUUCUUAAAUACCGCUCGUAACGAAACCAUCCAGAGCCUACUCCUUAGUGAUUUCCAGGUGCAGCCUUGGCUCAAUGGUCGCCAGAAGUUCGGUGAUGUCUACGACUGUGUGGGAUUUGUAUCUGCUCCGAUUCUGGCCGGCCUGUUGGUGGUGACCUUGCUCCUUGGCAUCCUGGGUAUCGGAAUCUCCGCCAUGCUUAGCAUGCACACACCCAAUCGCUUCGAAAGUUCACGCAGCAAGCAGUUAACCUUCACGAUUCAGGAGUAGAUUAAUCCCGAAGUUCCAUAAUCUUUGGCUAUACCCUAACUAACAGAAGAGCUAACAGUAAAUACUCAAUCGAUCUGAGCCUGAAAUGUUCGUCUUGAUCACCUACGUGGCACUAAAGCCUCUGGCUUUGUUCACCCUAGCCAUCGAACUGUUCCUCAUCCAUUUGCUAUUCGUGUUGAUCGUGUUAUAUGUGUAUGUGCUUUGGUACUACUGAACAGAAGUCCUAUACAACAAUUAAAA
Messenger RNA from Drosophila ananassae, 1517 nucleotides. RefSeq lists its product as uncharacterized. The transcript is spliced from 2 exons. NCBI's taxonomy places the organism in Eukaryota, Metazoa, Arthropoda, Insecta, Diptera, Drosophilidae. The record is from RefSeq and is a predicted model, not a curated record. The coding region runs from base 123 to 1277 and encodes 384 amino acids. Gene Ontology annotation, cellular component: proton-transporting V-type ATPase complex.